Molecule: messenger RNA, 2199 nt
Organism: Gymnogyps californianus (California condor)
Lineage: Eukaryota; Metazoa; Chordata; Aves; Accipitriformes; Cathartidae
Gene: ASTE1
Product: asteroid homolog 1
Exons: 4
Coding region: 1-2016 (671 amino acids)
Source: RefSeq, a predicted model, not a curated record
AUGGGUGUCCAGGGGCUGACGGGCUUCGUGGAGGAGCGCGGGGCGUUCUUCACCGAGCUGCGGGUGAGGGACACGAAGCUGGUCAUCGACGGGAGCAGCCUCUACCACCGGCUCUGCUUCGCCUCCGCCGUCGACUUCCGCCGCGGCGGCGAUUACGGCGCCUUGGCGGCGGCCGUGCGCGACUUCUUCGGCAGCCUGCGGGCCUGCCGCGUCUCCCCCUUCGUGGUGCUGGACGGCGGGCGCGGCGCCGACGACAGGAAGCUGCCCACGCUGCGGGGCCGCGCCGCCGAGCGGCUGCGGGCGGCCCACGGCCUCUCCCGCGGCGACGGCGGCUGCCUGGUGCCGCUGCUGACCCGCGAGGCCUUCGUGCAGGCGCUGGGGCGGCUCGGCGUGCCCUUCGUGCAGUGCUUCGCCGAGGCCGACCGGGAGAUCGCCGGCCUGGCCAACCGCUGGGGCUGCCCCGUCCUCUCCCUCGAUAGCGACUUCUGCGUCUUCGACCUGGCGGCCGGCUACUGCCCCCUGACCCACUUCCAGUGGCAAAGCGUGUGCGCGGGAGAGGGGGCGCGGGGCUGCUACGUUCCCGCUCGCUGCUUUUCCGUGGCGAAGUUCUGCAGGCACUUCAGUCACCUGGACAAAAGCCUGCUCCCCCUCUUCGCCGCCAUGAACGGGAACGACUAUAUUGAUCUGGCCGCUCUCGAGGUGUUCUUCAGCAAGGUGCGCCUGCCGAGGGGGUGCGCGGCGGGGAAGGGGGGGAAGCACGUCCGCCUUCAGGGGCUGCUGAACUGGCUGUCGCAGUUCGCUGAGCCCACCGAGGCUGUCGACAACGUGCUGAAAUACCUUAAGAAACACCAGAGGGAAGAAAUAAGGGAGCUUCUGUGCACUUCAAUGGAGGAUUAUACUCCGUCUGACGUGAACCUAGAGGACUUUUUUCAGAAUGGAAAGUAUGAAUGUGAGGCUGCCAGGAAAGCAGACUUACCGCAGUGGGUACUCGAUGCUUUGGCAAAAGGUAAGCUAGCCCCGUUCAUCAGCGAUGCCCUGAUACUGAGGAGUACCUUCCUCCACGUUCAGGUGGAGAACAUGCAGAGACCUAGCGCACAUAGCACAGCUUUGCCCAUUCGACAAGUUAUCUAUGGACUGCUUCUGAAAGUAUCUCAAAAUACUGAAGCUGCUUCUCCAAGUAAGCAGACCAACGAGCUGCCAGUUGUAUGUGAAUUUGACAGACUCCAAAAGACACUUAAAAAAACAUCUGUUCAAGCAGCAAGCCUACCCACAGAUUUUUGUGAUGAUCAUUUUCCUUUGGACAAGUUAAUGGAGGUACCCAUGUCGUGCCGUCAGAUGCUUUUGCUGGAGACUCUAGGAGUGAAAAUGAGUUUCCUAGAAUCUAUCCCCAGUCACUUACAACUCCCUAUUGCUGUAACGUGUUACUGGAUAGGUUGUUCAGAGCCAAAAGUUAAAUUGCAUCAAUUAAAGGCUUUACUUCUAAUGAUAGUAUCUGGAGAACUGCACAGGAUAACAAAUGAUCCAGAUCCCACAGUUUUACGUGCUGAAGAUGAGAGUAUUGCAUAUAACGAAUUUCUAAAAUGGAAGGAAAAGAAAUUGCCAAAUAAAGACUUUGAUUUAGAUGCUGCACACAGUUUUUGCCAGUGGCAGUGCUGUCUUCAGAUGGGAUUGUAUCUCAAUCAGCUACUUGGCACUCCUCUCUCCGAGCCAGACCUAAGUAGGCUUUACAGUGGGACCCUCGUGCACAGACUGUAUCAAGAGCUUAAAUCAACACCUUCAGUGGAAAAUCUGUUUAGUUUAUCUCCAAAAAUGACUCAGCUUUAUCAGGUUUUGUUAAAUACGGUAGAGUCAACUGUAUCUCCAGACUUCUUUCAGAAGAUGACCAAGACCAAAUCUGAGUCCUGCAAAAAGAAGAAAGCAUCUAGUAAGAAAAAAAAGGCCAUCAGGUGUGCUAUACCAGAAACUCAGCAUUUAUGCAAUGUUAAUAGGUUUGCAUCACUUGGAGUGGAUGACUGAAAGCAUUAUUCCUGGAAUAACUUAAUGCCAUGCAGAUGGAAGAAGUUAUAUUAAAAUAUGUGACUAUAUUGGAAUUGUGUUUUCACACAAGUUCCCAAUUCAAUCUUCACCAACAAUUCUUGCUUCAGGGAAUUUUUUUAUUUACUUUUUUUGUAACGAAUACUCUUAUAAAAGAGGUGCUGU